CGUUGGUUUGCCGUCCUUUAAAACAACUUAAAGCGCCAUGGCCGAGUCUCAGCUCCAAAAACUCAAAUAUGGCGACGAGCUGAUGGAGGCAGCCGAGCAGAUCGCGCGCGGCAAGACGGGACGACCGCCAGCUGCUGUCCGCAUCUACUUUGAGGAGACGGGCAAGAUGAAGAAUGCAUCCACGACCCUCCUCUUGUGCAAGUUCUGUCACAAGGAGAUCGCCGGUCGCGCCAUCUCCCUCGAAGGCCACUUGAAGAAGUGUCCGAACGCACCCGAGGAAGCGCGGCCGCCGAAAGGAGCCAAGAAAGAGAAAGUGCCGCGUUCGGCGUCCGACAUGGCAUUCGGCGGGGGCCAUGGGAAUGGUAAUGGGGGUGUCAAAGGCGAACACAAACACUCGAUGAAGAAACUGUGCACCGUCACGACGUCCAUGGAGGGUAAGUUCCGCAACCUCCUCGUGCCCAAGCUGGCGGCGAUUCAGUCGCUCCAUUUGAUGCUGCGUGACAAGCGAAGCUCACAUUUGCAGUUCAAGCACCACGCCGACCGACUCAUGCGGAUCAUGGCCGAGGAAGCGUUGGCCGUGUGCGCCGUGGAAUUCGCAACGGUGUGGACUCCCAACGGCAUGGAAUACUCUGGCAUGCGACCGAACAACAAUCUCUGCGCGGUUUCGAUCCAGCGAUCGGGCGACUGUUUGCUGGAACAGGUGUUGCAAUGCGAUCCGUCCGUGUCUGUCGGUAAACUGCUCAUCCAACGCGACGAAACCUCUGCGGAAAAGACCCCCAUCUUGUUCUAUUCCAAGUUGCCGCCGCGACUCCCAACGUUUGACCGCGUGUUGCUUCUCGACCCCAUGUUGGCUACGGGAGGCAGCGCCAUGAUGGCCAUCCAGUUGCUCCGGAACGCCGGGGUCGACGAAGCCAACAUCGUGCUGGUCAACGUCGUGUCGUGUCCUGUCGGCCUCUCGUACAUCUUCGACACGUUUCCGUCCAUCAAGAUCCUCACGUCUGCCAUCGACCCCGACCUGAACGCCAACAAGUCGGUGCUGCCAGGCCUUGGUAGUUUUGGUGACCGCUACUACAACACGACCAACUAACUGGCUCGUACACAUUCGAGUAUAUAUAUAUAUAUAUAUAUAUAUAUAACUAUGGCCGCCGUGAA
This is a messenger RNA of Aphanomyces astaci, 1152 nucleotides long. RefSeq names its product uracil phosphoribosyltransferase. The coding region runs from base 38 to 1087 and encodes 349 amino acids. NCBI's taxonomy places the organism in Eukaryota, Oomycota, Saprolegniomycetes, Saprolegniales, Verrucalvaceae. The transcript has 4 exons. The record is from RefSeq and is a predicted model, not a curated record.